Molecule: messenger RNA, 5008 nt
Organism: Culex quinquefasciatus (southern house mosquito)
Lineage: Eukaryota; Metazoa; Arthropoda; Insecta; Diptera; Culicidae
Gene: ClC-a
Product: chloride channel protein 2
Exons: 11
Coding region: 997-4095 (1032 amino acids)
Biological process (GO): transmembrane transport; chloride transport
Cellular component (GO): membrane
Molecular function (GO): voltage-gated chloride channel activity
Source: RefSeq, a predicted model, not a curated record
CAGUGCAACCUGCUAUAUCGUGCAAGGUUGGACCGGUCGUUCGAUCCCCAAAACGAGCCUCGCUCUGCACAGGAGAAAGAACAGCCCCGAAAACAACAAGAAGAAGAAGAGAUAACAUCUUUUUUUGUGUUUGGAUUUUGUGUGGACGGGGUGACUGAUCGAGUGAUCACGAGAGUCUUUCGUUCGGUCCUAUGUGUGUGCGGUGGCAAAUUUUGGCCUGAUUUUGGGGGAAAUUCGAUAGGUUCGGUUUGAUCGUAUACGGUCUUCUAGAACAUUCAGAACCAACCUCAAGUUCAAACGUAAAAUAAAGCAAAAAAUCAAGUAGAAACGAUCGCGCUGCAUACUUGAGAGGAUCGCGUUGCACGACGUUACAGUCAGUUGAUCGAGUUUCACCGGUGGCAAGGGCCAGACGUUCGUUGUGUGUUUACAAAUAGACGGUACAAAAAAGUGCUACUUGCUGCAGAAAAUAAGUCACACAUUAGCCGGCUUGUGGGUAGAGUUUGGGUGGAGCAGAACCGUUUGUGAAAGUAGAUUGUCAUUGCAAGUGCGCGAGAAAUCAAUAUUAUUAUCAAGAAUGUUAGUGGAUGUUCUAACAACCGAUGCUAAUGCUUCAGGUUGAUAUUGAAAAAAAAAAGAUCGUCAAGGUUAAGUUCAUUGUGAAGAGUUGACAACUCAUUUCUCCUGUGUUACGUCGAUGUGCUGCAGCAAUUACAAGGUGCCUUGACGUGAAACUCCAAUGAAAGUCCAAUGCACUCCGCGGUUAGUCAACUGAAUUGACAUGGGAAAAAUCCCUCGACAUGGAGGUUUUCUGCAUCUUUUAGCUGUGUUUAGUGUUUGUAGUCGUUUGUGUUGUACUAAAAGCUGAUCUGUGUGCAGUGCUGGAUAAGGCAUCUCAUCGUUCUGUGAUCAGACAAGUACGAGUGCGUGGGAUCAACGGGCGCGUGUGAAAAAAGUCCCCGAAUUGAUGAGUUGAGUCACGUGACAGCAGGCAGCAAAAUGUUCAACGGAAAAAAGGCUAGCGAUAUGGACCUGCUGAAGGUCCCAACCAAAAUAAUCCCCACGAAGCAGAACAGCCUGCACGGGCCACGGGAACAGGCCCUGUCGGACGAUGAAGAAGGCGGCUUGGGAUAUACUCACACUUUGAUGUAUGGCCGCUACACCAAAGACCUAGGAGAAUACGCCAAAGAUGAAGCGCGAAGACUCAGGCUUCUUGAACGACGAAGAAAGAAAGACGAUAAAGCAAGAAACAAGGAACUGUUGGGAGUGCGGGAUAAUAAGUUUUUCAAGGCCAGCUCAUGGCUCUGGCGGAACUCAUUCGCGCGGCUUGGCGAAGACUGGGUCUUCCUGGCGCUGCUCGGAAUCAUCAUGGCACUGCUUUCCUACGUGAUGGAUAAGGGCAUCUCGAUGUGUACAAAUUCACGAGUAUGGCUGUAUCGAGAUCUGACGAACCACCCGGUGGCCCAGUACCUGGCCUGGGUGUCACUUCCGGUGUGUUUGAUCCUGUUCUCCGCCGGGUUUGUCCAUCUGGUAGCACCGCAGAGCAUAGGUUCUGGCAUUCCGGAGAUGAAAACGAUCCUGCGAGGGGUGGCACUGAAGGAGUACCUCACCUUCAAGACCCUCGUGGCCAAGGUGAUCGGACUGACGGCGACGCUCGGUUCCGGGAUGCCCCUCGGGAAGGAGGGCCCGUUUGUACAUAUAGCUAGUAUAGUAUCGCAGUUGUUAAGUAAAAUCAUCACGUCAUUCCAAUCGAUCUACGAGAAUGAGUCCCGCAACACCGAGAUGCUGGCCGCGGCCUGCGCCGUCGGAGUAGGCUCCUGCUUCGCGGCUCCGGUCGGAGGAGUUUUGUUCAGCAUUGAGGUCACCACGACCUACUUUGCGGUGCGAAACUACUGGCGCGGGUUCUUUGCGGCGGUUUGCGGUGCGACCGUGUUCCGGCUGCUGGCGGUGUGGUUCCAGAAGGCGGACACCGUGACGGCACUGUUUGCGACCAACUUUACCGCGGACUUUCCGUUCGAUCCGCAGGAGCUGUUUGUGUUUGCGCUGAUCGGUCUGAUCAGUGGCCUUGGAGGAGCAGGAUACGUGUGGGUACACCGAAAGUACGUACUUUUUAUGCGAUCUAACAAAAGGAUGAACAAAUUUUUACAAAAGAACCGCUUCCUGUACCCGGGUAUCGUGGCCCUCAUCGUGGCGACCCUUUCAUUCCCCCACGGCUUCGGUCAGUUCAUUGCCGGCGAGCUGAGCACGCACGAGCAGGUGCACCAGCUGUUUUCAAACUUUACCUGGACCAAGCACGAGUUGACCGUCGAGCAGGCGGCCAUCGUGGGCAACUGGCGAACGCCGUACACCGAGGUGUUCACCAACCUGGUCCUCUACUUGCUGUUUACAUUCUUCUUAUCCAUCGUUGCCUCAACCAUUCCGGUUCCGUCUGGUAUUUUUAUUCCUGUGUUCAAGAUUGGUGCCGCGUUCGGCCGCCUGGUGGGUGAAGCGAUGCACCUCUGGUUUCCGUACGGAGUGCGUUACGGUGGUCACCUAGCACCGAUCAUCCCUGGAGGUUACUCGGUCGUCGGAGCGGCCGCGUUCUCCGGGGCGGUUACUCACACUGUAUCAGUGGGAGUGAUUGUGUUUGAAAUGACUGGUCAAAUUACGCAUAUCGUGCCCGUGAUGAUCGCUUCGCUUGUAUCGAAUGCGGUGGCAGCACUGUUGCAGCCGUCCAUGUACGACAGUAUCAUUCUGAUCAAGAAGUUACCGUAUCUGCCGGAUCUGUUGCCAAGUGGAUCGGGAAUGUACAACAUCUACGUGGAGGACUUUAUGGUGCGUGAUGUAAAAUAUAUCUGGAAGGGAAUCUCGUACCAAAAACUUAAGGAAGUGCUGAAAGCGAACAAAGGUCUUCGAAGUUUACCCAUCGUAGACAGUCCGGAUAACAAGACGCUGCUUGGAAGUGUGCAGCGGUAUGAACUCAUCAAACUUAUCGACAGGCACAUCGGACGCGAGAAACGGCUAGAAGUGGCCGCCAAGUGGAUGAAGGAAGCCGAAGAAAAGGCUCGUGAAGAACAGGAGAGACUACAGCGUGAAACCGAAGAGAUUCUCAGAACACGUCGUCCAUCGCGGUUCGAAGUCAGUCCAGCGCCGGAUAUUCUCAAGUUGCGCGAACGAGCCAACAACGAAAUGUUGCCACCUCAAGCGAAAAAGGAAACAACCUCCGGAUUCAGCCCGGUGUUUGGCACGCAACCGAAAAAGUCCAUCCUCAAAAAGACAAACUCCUUCACUCUGAAAGGAUUCACUCCGCUCUCGCCCCACAGUCCCGUCCAGACGCCGUACACGACCAUCACUGGUACCGAGAGCCGAAUUCGUGCCGCCUUCGAUAACAUCUUCCGGAAGUCAGCCACUCUGCAGGACGUUACGCCAGAUCCCGAGAUUGGCUCCAUCGGAACGCCCAGCAUCAGCGGCACGGAAGCAGGCGUUCCAUUGACGCCGGGAAUCUCCAAGAAGGUCCAGCUUCCAAGGGAACGCGUCAUCGACAUGUCACCCGAAGAUCAAAAGGCCUGGGAGUUGGAGGAAAUGGCCAAACCCAUUGACGUUGACAAUCUGCACAUCGAUCCAGCUCCGUUCCAGCUGGUAGAACGAACUUCAAUUUUGAAGGUUCACUCGCUGUUCUCGAUGGUCGGCAUCAACCAUGCGUACGUGACCAACGUGGGUCAACUUGUCGGUGUGGUAGCUCUGAAAGAGCUGAGAGUGGCUAUCGAGAAUGUGAACAGCGGUACGCUGACGCCCGAAACGGUAAAACAGAAACAGGAAGAGGAGGCGGCCAAGGCCCAAGCACAGAAAGAAGCCGAAUCGGACAUCUCCAAUCCCGAGGAUCCCCUCUUGCCCAAAGGAGUCAACGAUGGCUACAGCGACAAGAAAGUAAAUAACACCAUAACGUCUAUGGACUCGGCGUUAUCCAACUCGGAUAACUGCUCCGAUAUUGAACUAGAUAACAUUAAGUUUAUAAGCGAUAAGAAUAGCACCACUACCAACAACAACAUCAACAAUAACAACAAUAGCGGAAACAGCAACAACAGUAACACAAACAGUAACGGUGGCGUUCAGCAGUAGAAAUACUCAAACUAUUCAGCCGGUUGGGCUGCCACGUGUUGUUUUUUUUCUGUCGCGUUGUUUAUCUCAAAUUGGAUGUCCACGAUGUCCAACAACUUGCCAAAUACACACAAACAAGUCACUUUCCCACACACACACAUACUCAAUCAACAACACGUACACAUAACAUAUGGAACAAUGUUCAGUUUUGUUGGAAUUGGCAGGGAGGCUGGACAAGGAUGACAAGACGUACAUGAAAUAGGAUUGUGCAGAUGUUCUUCAAAAAAAAAAUCACCAUCGCUGAAGAUAACCGGUCCAUCUUUAGUGCAUCGCGCGGGAAUGUUAAGCUGGUCUUUAUGAGAAACAUGUGAUUCUAAUUUUAGCUAGUAGGUGUUAAGACCACUGUCAGUUUAACGUGCUCAUCUGCAUCCGUUCAAAUUUGGGACAAAUUUGAAAACGGAAUAGUAUCGCAAGUAAAGGAUAAAAGUCAUCGAAUGAGUCAAGUUUCACCUGAAUCAAUUGCAAUGCAGUGCCAAGGGAAAAUUCGUGAUGCGAAACUAGUUUAUUAUUUUUCCUUUUACUUUGUAUUUCUUAGCUAUUUAACGAACAACCAAGACCCACACAUCGAUAGGAAAUUAUUUGCAACGUUCAUGUUGAUUUGUUUCUGUUAACUUCAACUAGCAUCAAACAUUUAAAGUUAAGUUUAAUGUUUCGUCCAGGACGAACUGUAAAUAUUUAAAAUGAUCUAGACAAAUAAUUAAAAAGACAUUUUAAUUGACAAGGUGGUGAAAUAAAGUCAGCAGCCACAGACUGCUUCUGACUAUCAGGAUUUCAAGUGUCACCAGCCAUAGUCAUGUCCUCAAGGAAGGUAAAUGUAACAAACGCAUGCCACUCAAGGUUAUUUAUGAAAAUAAAAGAAAAUUACACAAUGAAA